GCGGUUUUUGCCUCGUGCGCUCUGCUGCCGGUCGUUAGUCGCGGCUUCGUUGUCGAGCUGCGUUGUACGAACGGGGAUCGUACGCGCUUCUCUCUUGGUUGUUGGCAAAACAUUCUAAAGCCCAAUGUGGCCAUCUAACGUGGCUCUUGUGGUGCUGCUGGUGGUUGGUGUAGUGAGUGCUGGAUGUGACCAGCCGUGUCAGACGCGGGCGGCCAAACCGCAGCCGGGACGCUGUGUCCCGGUGGCCAAGUGUCCCUCGAUCAAGCAACACCUGCUGCGGUUGCAGUUUCGUGCGGCGGAUCAGUUGGAAGCGUUUCUGAGUGAGCGUGCCUGCAGCUACGGAAAGGAUGGGACGCUGCAUCUGUGCUGCACCGGGAAGAUAGCCGCCGAUCGACGCACAGAGCUGGCACCGAACGAAGCCCUCGAGUGUCCCGUCGACUGCGUGCCGAUCGAAGACUGUCCGGCAGUUUACGGGCGCAGCAUGGUGCUGCAGAAGCGGUACGACCGUCGCCUGCACAAGCUGCUGCGCGACAACUUCUGCCACGAGCAGGCGGGCCAGCUGUACGUGUGCUGCGAUCCGGAGCGCUAUCCCAACUCGAACACGGCCGCCACCCGGCAGCUGGCCAAGCGCGUGAGCUGGCAACCGUGCGUGACACCGUUCGGGGACGAUGGGAAGUGUGUGCCGCCGGCCCGCUGCGCCAUGGUCGACGACCCGAACACGAUCGCGUCCGAGCUGGAGGCGUUCGCGAUCGGGUGCGAUCCGGUCGCGAACCAGUCGCAGCUCUGCUGCACCGAGCAGCUGCUCAUCUUCGACCAGGAAGCGGGCAAGGAGUGCGAAACGAAGGCUGGGCUGGAGGGGCUGUGCACGGAAUCGGAACGCUGUCUGGAUUUCAUCGAGUCCGAGGGCAAGGACGUGUACGUGCGGCAGAACUGGUGCUACACGAACCUGCAGCAGGUGGACUACUUGUGCUGCGCGCGGGACCGCAUCAAGGAGCCUCCACAGGUUGAAUUUGGAAUACGUGCCGGGGAGGACCUAACGGCCUGCUCGACGGUGAUCAAUAGACCAGGAUAUUGUGUUCCGCUGGCGCAAUGUGGACCGGUGGCGAGGUUGCUGCGUCUAAUAUCUACCCGUGGAACGACCGCCACACCGGAUGAGGCACGCUUCCUGCGGGCAUCGAUUUGCCCUACGCCGGAAGGAGCCACCGGAUAUCAUGUGUGCUGCGAUGUGACGGCCGUACAAACUACGACUACACCGGCUCCUACCACCCAGCCACCGACCACUGUUGCUGCGGCCCCAGCCACAGCGAGUCUGGUCAAUCAUCCUAACAUACGACUGUUCGAUCGGACGAACUGUGGUCUCCCGGGGACGGUCAAUAAAAUCGCCUUCGGUCAGCAGGCACGGCUAUUCCAGUAUCCCUGGAUGGCCAUGAUCGUGUACGUGUCCAACACAACCGGCACGGAAAGUUCGGAAUGUGCCGGUACGAUCAUCAACGUGCGGUACGUGCUUACAGCGGCACACUGUAUCGACGGUCAGAUGGAACGGAUGCGAUACGUACGAAUCGGAGAGUAUGAUACCCGCACAGAUCCUGACUGCGAGGAGGACACUUGCGCUGCUCCAAUCCAACGCUACGGAGUGGAGGAUGCGAUCUUCCAUCCCAACUUUACCCGCAUCGUACGUUCCGGGCAUGAUAUCGGACUGCUGCGGUUGAACCGUUCGAUCGACUUCAGCUCAGGGGACGUUUCGCCCGUCUGUCUACCGUUUACCACCGGGCUGAUGGGAUUCGAUCCGACGCUGUACUGGAUCACGGGUUGGGGACUGACGGAGCGGCUCGAGGUCAGCCCGGUGCUGCUGCAGGCACGCAUCCCGCCCGUGUCCUGCAGUCUGAGCAGCUACGCCAUCUGUGCCGGGUUUGGCAAUGCGACGCUGCAUUGUGAGGGUGAUUCGGGCGGCCCGAUGAAGGCGCAGGUGCCGGAGUACAACUUCCGGUUCGUGCAGUACGGUGUGAUAUCGGCCGGCCCGCGCUGUGGUACGCAGGGUGUGCCCGGGAUUAGCUCACGCGUUUCAUUCUUUAUGCAAUGGAUAUUGGACAAUAUAAAAGCCUAAGUAGAUCGUA
Molecule: messenger RNA, 2114 nt
Organism: Anopheles coluzzii
Lineage: Eukaryota; Metazoa; Arthropoda; Insecta; Diptera; Culicidae
Product: serine protease 7-like
Exons: 5
Coding region: 125-2104 (659 amino acids)
Biological process (GO): proteolysis
Molecular function (GO): serine-type endopeptidase activity
Source: RefSeq, a predicted model, not a curated record